CACACACCAUGUGCUUGUCCCGCUCCGCAUAUUUAUCGAUGCCGGGGUAGCGAUAUCUUCAGGCUCUCCAUGCGCAAACCUGCUCUCGCCACUUAGUUCUCUUUUCACACCUAAGCCAACAAGAGAACAUCAACCAUCUCGAGAGAUAACUCAAGUCACCCAUCGACCAUGACUGCCGCAUAGCGAUUUCGCCACCUUCAGAACACCACUCUCCCAACACUCUCCGUUCCUCCCCACGCCUUUAAACACGCCGUGAUCCCGCGAGAUCACAGCGAGGCGACUGGCAGGAUUCACGGAGACACCAUCGUCCAUCUCUCCACAUGAGCCACAGUCUCUGGCAAUCCCUCUUUCAAGAUGAUGUCGAUACAUUUCGACAAUACCUGGCCAGCGCCACGUAUUCCACCGGCCCCCAACGUCUUCCCUCCAACUCCCACACCGGCGCAACUGGUCUGAAACUCGGCAGCCCAGGGUCUUUGGCAACGUCUCCAAAGACGCCAUUCAGGUCAAGGAAGAGCCAUGGUCAUACAACGCCUGGCGCAAGUUCGAGCAAGAAUGCUGGCAUUGUCCUGACAAGAGCCGAGGUCAACGCCAGAGACAUCUUUGGAAGGUCCAUCCUACAUCAUGCAGCCUCGUCCCAGUCAGAGAACGCCCUCGAAUUCGUCAAAGCCCUACUAGAGAUUCCCUUCUUGGAUCUCUAUGCUCAAGAUGCAGAGAGUGGGUGGACCGCCCUGCAUCGCGCACUCUAUCAUGGCAACAUCGCCAUUGCAAAGGCAAUCAUGGUACGCGAUCUACAGGCCGCCACAGACUUUACAAUCAAUACCGUGCAUACGCAUGCGGGUGGUUUGGUCAAGAUCAAAGACCACGAAGGAAACAGCCCGUUCGAGGUGUUUGGCCUGACCAUUGCUCCUCGGUCAAUCGACAGUGACACCUCGGCGCUCCCGUCGGGCAUCGCAGACGACGACAGUGUCAACGGAGUUGACUAUAAUGACGAUGGCAACGACAACGAUCGAGUUUAUCGUGGUGUCAUCCCGACUGUCAAUCUUGAAGGGGAUGAUGUCUAUGCCUUCGGCAGUAACAAGAACUUGUCUCUAGGACUUGGAGAUGAAGACGAUCGGCAGUUUCCAGGCCGUGUUCAACUGACGCGCCCUGAGCAUCUCGCCCAGCGCCUACAUGAAGACCUUGUCUCGAUCCGACGGGCUUUUUUGGGACAGGAUGAUCAACACACAGCUGGCGCUGAUACCUUAUCUUUCCUGGACCUUCCGGCUGUCGUUCGUCAUAAACCAAUCACGAUACAAAAUGUUGUUAUGGCAAAGCUCCAUACCGCAAUAUUGACAGAUGACCCCUUCUCUAAUCUUCAUAUGUGUGGUUAUGGCCCGGGAGGGCGCCUAGGCACAGGCGAUGAAGUUACCCGUUUUACCUACCAAUGCAUUCAAGGAGGCGGGCUAGCUAAGCGUCGAAUAUGUUGUGUGGCUCUAGGACAGGACCACUCCAUCGCAGUCACUUCCGAGGGUGAAGUCUUCAGCUGGGGCAGCAAUCGCUUUGGCCAGCUAGGCUAUGCCCUCCCGGAGUCAACCAAAACUGAAGCCCCAAUACAGCUGAUUCCCCGCCAGCUAUUCGGUUAUAUUAAGAAAGAGCUCGUUAUAGGUGCCGCCGCUUCUGCGAUCCAUUCAGCGAUUUAUACUUCCAAUGCGGUGUAUACCUUUGGGAAAAAUGAGGGACAGCUGGGUUUCAUGGAUGCCGAUGCCCGCUCACUAGAAGCUCAGUUUAUACCGCGGCGAAUAGGGGUGUCAAUCCUGCAGCAUUCGAUUAAAUCUGUGUCUGCUAUUGACCGUGCCACUGCUGUCUUGAUGGAGAAUCAUGAUGUUGUUGUCUUUACUCAUUACGGAUUCACCAAGGUUUCUUUCGACCUCGAGAGUUUCACCAAUUACUACAUGGCUGACAAUCUUUCUGCUAUGCACAACAGAGAGACGAAUUAUAUCAAGCAAAUAAGUGGAGGAGGGCAUACACUUUGCGCCAUGUCUUCUUAUGGUGAGGUCUACACUAUCGAUGUCCCUCAAGUCUCGGAAACAGCACCUUCAAACAUGUCGACCACAAAUCCAACCAAAGCCCGCAACGCAUUGCCCAAGCCAACCAAGGUCUGGUCUAUUCGCAAAGACCACAUGUCGGCAAUUGAUGUCGCCGUGGGCCAGUAUGGUUCUGUGAUUCUCUGCACGGCCGCUGGCUCUGUUUGGCGCAAGGAAAAGCGGGCCAAUAUAAAGGCAGUGAAUGACAAAAGCCUCGGCAAGACGCGCCAGAAAGAUUACAAGUUUGUACGGAUUCCACACUUGACCAAUGCUGUUGCUGUUCGAAGCAAUGCGUAUGGAGCUUUUGCCGCAGUCCGAAAAGACAGCAUGGUGACUCGUCAGCAGAUCAUUCCUGCUCCAGCAUCUCUCUGGGAAGACCUCUUCCCGCACCUCCCAUUUCAUAACUAUGGCCAUUCAUCCGGGCCGAAUCGUGGCGAUUACAACGCAGCCCAAAUUGCCAGAGCCAUUAUCGCCCAUCCUGAUGCAGAGUCCGACAUCAUCACCAUCUGUCAGCGUCAAAAGCCAUUAUCACAAAGCCAGUAUGACUUGUGGAUUACCUCAAAUGUCACAGACGCGAGAUUUCCCGUGCACUCCUUUCUGCUGAAAGCAAGAAGCCCAGUGCUUCGCUCUGCACUGACUGAAUUCUCGGAGAAUUACUACUACUCGAUCCCAGAGCUGAUGUCAAUCGAGUAUGACCACGAUGGCGACAUUCAAAUCAAGUUCCAAGGGGCGGAUUUCUUGACCUUGGCCAACUUUGUGUUCUAUCUCUACACAGAAAGCGUGAUUGAUGUUUGGCAUUACACAUCACAGGCUCUUCAGAGUGCUCCACGAUAUCGAUCUGUCCGUCUGGAACUGAUGAAGAUUUCCAGUCAGCUGGAAUUGCGCCAUUUGGAACGUGCUGUCCGGGUAAUGACUCCACCAGCUCGGUGCUUGAAUCAAGACAUGGAACUCGCUAUUCUUGAUCCCGACUUUUACUCUGAUGCCGAUGUUGUGAUAGAGUUAGCAGGAGGUGCUGAGCUACCGGCCCACAGCGUGCUCCUUUGCACCCGGUGUCCUUUCUUCAACGGACUUUUCCACGGUCGAGCGCGUGGCAGGUGGGUGUCUUCGCGCAAGGAAGCCGCCGACGAAGAUGUCGAGGCCGUCAGAGUCGACCUGAAACACCUCGACAGGAGUGUCUUCUCCUUGUUGUUGAGGCAUCUCUACGCCGACACGGGAGCAGAAUUGUUUGAUGAUAUAUCCACCAGCACCAUUGACGAAUUCCUUGACGUGGUGAUUGAAGUCAUGUCAGCUGCUAAUGAACUGAUGCUGGAUCGCUUGACACAAAUUUGUCAGGAAGUUGUGGGGAAAUACGUGACGGUACGCAACGUGUGCUCUCUGCUCAAUACCAUUUCAGAGUGCUCCGUGGACAACUUCAAGCUUGCUGCUUUGGAGUACAUAUGUCUCAAUCUCGAAUGCAUGCUGGAGCUGAAGCUUCUGGACGAAUUGGAUGAGGACCUUCUUAUUGAGCUGGACGACGUUGUUCAAGCUAAUCAGCUCUCGUACUCACCUUUUGCACGCAGUGGCCGAGCUGAAGACGAACUGAUGGACAUCUACCCUGAAUUGCCAAUGCAGAUUGAGAUCAGCAAGCGGAGACGAAUAGAUUCUAUGAGACUCAGGUCAAGGCUGGUUGACGAUGAGGAUCGUUUUGCGACUACUAAACACCGGGUUGGGAGCCUUGAGCGACAAUCGUCAUCGCCGCUGAUCCGAGGUCCUCUCUCUCCAGAAAUAGACGAGUCUCCGGACCUUACACCCAGCCCCAGCCCAGCAAUUUUCGCACAAGAUGAAGGAGAUGAUUUGCCUUUCAACAUGGACGAGGACAACAUACGGCUCCCAGGGGUCAUGGACAGCCAUACGACUGCUCCUGGCGUCAAGUCGGGAUCAGGGAACGCGUUGUCUAAGGCAGAGUCUCGGCCUUCCCUGGCCAAGGUCGGAAGUUCGUACCGAGGCGACGAGCAACCGACGCUACCUGCGAGCCCACGGACAUCAGGACUGGGCAUAUCUAGGUCGCCUGUGAUGGCUACAGUCCCUGUCAGUGGAUUUUCUGCGCUUGCAAAGGUGCCAUGGCAGAAGCCUGACCAAGCUUCCCCCAAAACCGAUCUCAAGGACAUCAUGGCACAAGCCUCGGCGUCGCGAGUGUCGAAUCUAACCCAAGCAAUGCAGAAUCUGACAACGUCAUCUAAAGGCACAUCGAAAUUGUCGCAGAAAGAGCGCAAGAGACAGCAACAGCAGAUAGCCAAAGACAUGGAAAGCAGACCCGUUGGCCUCACUCGGAAUGCAAGCGGCUCAGGGGCGGAGCCUGCACCAAGUCCAUGGCAGAUGAUAAGCAAGGCCAAACCGGCGGCUUCUUCGCCACCCGUACAACCAAUGCAGAACGGCUCUGGGCCGAGACCGCUGAAACAAUCUAUGACUAUGCGACAAACGAUCGCUGGCGGUCAGGCGAGCUCAACAGAUUCGGCAGUUACUCCAAAGCGGGCACCUCCGUCUAUAGAACUUGCAUCGACGUCUCAAAGCACACCACCGCAGAUACAGUCCAUUCGGCACACACCGCUGCCUCCACGACGUUCAUCAGCAUUUGAUGCUCGGACGUCAAUGAGCGAAAUUCUCGCCCAACAACAGAUCGAGAAGUCGGUGGUUAAGGAAGCUGCGGCAAAACGGUCUCUUCAAGAUAUUCAACAGGAGCAAGAGUUCCAAGAAUGGUGGGACAAUGAAAGUCGACGAGUACAGGAACAAGACGCGAACGAUGAACGUCGAGGAUCUCGUCGCGGCAAAGGCGCACGAGGCUCAUCUGGGCCUCGACGUGGUGGUGGACGAGGUGGGAAAGGGGUCAAACCCACUUCUGAAGGGCAAGAAACCUAUAUUCAGACAGCGACCACAGAGCGUGGUCCAGGCGAGGGGCGAAACAAUAAUGGAGCACGAGGUCACACUCGGGGUCGGGGCCGGGGCCAUAUGGGCGGACACAAUCGAGGAUCAAGGCAACAAACUUUGUAAUAUUUGAACUACAGUAUUGUGAGACACAAUCAUAGAUCUCUUCUUUUCGUUCCGUGGACCUCUUCCCAACCAGUUCAGCUCGACCAGGUAGCAUCAGCCGU
Messenger RNA from Exophiala mesophila, 5191 nucleotides. RefSeq lists its product as uncharacterized. The record is from RefSeq and is a predicted model, not a curated record. The transcript has a single exon. The coding region runs from base 321 to 5090 and encodes 1589 amino acids. NCBI's taxonomy places the organism in Eukaryota, Fungi, Ascomycota, Eurotiomycetes, Chaetothyriales, Herpotrichiellaceae. Gene Ontology annotation, molecular function: protein binding.